This is a messenger RNA of Gorilla gorilla gorilla (western lowland gorilla), 3838 nucleotides long. It is a transcript of the gene C21H20orf204, whose product is annotated as chromosome 21 C20orf204 homolog. The record is from RefSeq and is a predicted model, not a curated record. The transcript has 4 exons. Lineage: Eukaryota; Metazoa; Chordata; Mammalia; Primates; Hominidae. The coding region runs from base 3013 to 3582 and encodes 189 amino acids.
UGGGGUGGCUGUGAUCGCCCUUGCUUGGACAGAAGCCUCUUGCAGACAGCCGGUGUCUCACAGAGGAGGCACUGUGGAGGUGGCCGGGUUCCCCAAGACUGUGGAGAAGGUGGUAGGGGUGCAGAUGUUCUGGCCAAAAGCCCUGUGUGAGGACAGCUGGAGACAGUGGGGACCGAGCUGCAUGCAGGACGCAGGUGCUUGCAGGAGCCUGGCAGCCGCCUGCAAGGGUCUUGGUUAGGGGACAGCUGGGGCCUCCCUGGGGUCUGAGUGCAAACAGGAGAACCCAGCUCUGCGCAGGGCCUCUCCACACAGCCUCCCGGGCCCCUCAGGCAUGUGCUGAGUGACAGUGUCACCAGUAAGAGGCGUUCUUUCUUUUGGAGGUGAGUUCAUUUAUUUAUUUUUGAGACAGAGUCUCGCUCUGUUGCCCAGGCUGGAGUGCAGUGGCACGAUCUCGGCUCACUGCAACCUCUGCCUCCUGGGUUCAAGCAAUUCUCCUGUCUCAGCCUCCCGAGUAGCUGGGACUACAGGUGCCCGCUGCCAAACUCCUGACCUCAGGUGAUCCAUCUGCCUCAGCUUCCCAAAGUGCUGGGAUUACCAGGCGUGAGCCACCGCACCCGGCCGUGAGUUUAUCUUUGCUAAUUUAUCAUUCGCAGUUUAACCCUAAAGCCCUUGUAAUGGUUCUCAUCUCUAGGUUGAACGUUGAUCACCCGAGAGACUUGGCUUCUCUUCAGCCUUAGCUGUGUAAGGAUAAAGGACGUCCUCAGGCCUGGGAUCAUGUGUGUGCAUUCAGUUGGGAGCCAGCUGGUUCUUGUGUAGGCUGGGGCUAGAGACAUCUGGCUGGAGGUCAUGGCUGGCCCAGAGGGUGUGGGUGGACAGUCGUUGAGGCCUGCGGAGGGGGGAGGAGGGCACUGUCAUGUGGGCUGAGGAGGCUGCUGGAGAGCAGCUGUCCCUGGAUGUUCCUUGUGAGAGGGGAGCCCUGGAGGGUCCCAGCCUGUCUUGUGGUACCGAUGGCAGGGCCUGUGGUGGUGGUCAGUCACUGACCCACAGCUCUGCCCACCUGCACAUGGGGGCCUGUGCUAGGCCUUGUGGUCUGCCUGCCCUGCUCCUGUCGAGUGAGAAUGGCUGGGGUGGGAGAUCCCUGCCUGCAUGUGGGGCGGUCCUGGUAGACCAGAAUGUGGGUGUGGGUCCCCCUUCCCUGUGGUUCUGGGGACCUUGAGGACAUGGUCAGUCCCGGGCAAGGGACCUGCCACCCCUGUAUGGGGUCAGGAACUGCUGGUUGGUCUCUGCUGGGCAGGCAACCUGGGGUCCAGCUCAAAUCGUUGGAAUGUGGAAGUCAUUCCUCUCGCCCCAUCCUGAGGAGCAGCUGCAGGAGCUUCAUGAGUGUUUUCAUUGGAACUUGUGGAGGAGUUUCCUUUGAUCCCUCGUGGAGAGAUGGAAGCAUGAGGGAGCCCUCAACAUUUAUUCUGAAGAUGAAGAGAGUCCUGCAGCUUUUUGGAGUUUGUGAAGUCAGCCCGGCCCUGUAGAGAUGUGGAAACCGAGGCCUAGGAAGUUUGUAAGCCAGCCCGGCCCUGUACAGAUGUGGAAACCCAGGCCUAGGAAGGAAGCCCUUCUCUGACCUCAGAGCUGAAAUGGCCAGUGCUGGGUGGGCAUUGAGGGGUCACACAGAAAAGAAUGUUUCAGGCCAUGUUCAGGGGAUACUUCCUGCAGGGCCCUUGGGAAGUUCCAGAGUGCUUACAUUGUCUAUGUGUGAGUGUCUCCUCUUUCUGGCCUGUGGGGGGGUUUUCUCAAAUGCUUUGAGUUGGCCAAACCACAGUUGUGCGCCACUUAACAGCGCGGAUACAUUCUGAGAAAAACCUUGUUAGGUGAUGUCGUCUUGCAAACAUUCAAGAGUGCAUUUACACAAGGCUGGCAGGCACGGCCUCCUGCACCCCCAGGCUGUGUGCCCGGGUGCCAGAGUCUGGGGCUCCUGGGCUGCAGACCUGCACAGCCUGUCACAGCAUUUAAAUCACAUCCAAACACGGAAAAGGCAAAAACGUAAAGAUGCAGUGUUACAAUCCUAGGGGACUCCUGUCACCUGUGUGGUCUGUUCUUGACUAUUGUGUGAGUCACUGACUUUUCCCCCUGGGAAACUACCUUAACUUGUCUUCAACUGAAAUUUUUUCAGCCUGCAAAGAUGAGUUGUGCCUCAGAGGUUGCUCGUGUUCUGAGGUGUCUCUUCACCACUGCCUGUCAGGCUGCUAACCAGAGUGCCCCAGACCACAGCAGAAGCGAUAGCAGCCAAGGAUCGGGGGAGCCCACCCUGCUCAUGGGUAUCUUUACAGCAGGCAGCAGAGUAACAGCCUCAGACUUACCUCUUCAGCCAGAGACCCCUCAGCCCAGGAGGAGUGAGGCCGGGCCAGCAGCGGGGGCCCGGGAAGCCCCAUGUCUUGGGACCUGCUGGGGCAGGGCCCCCCGGAUGUCAGGCUGCAGGUCCGGCAGCUGGGGAGGGGAUGAGGGCCUCCCACCAGCUCUGCCCAUCAGCCAGAUCCCUGGGAGAGGCAGCACUUGCUGGCCACAGAGUUGGCCCCAGUCUCACCUGGCUCCCCUCCCCCAGCAGCUGGGCCCUGCACCGCCCCAGCCCACGCGGCGCCUCACCCCUCCUUGACAGAACAGUAUCUCUGGGACCGACAAGUUCAUCCAAGACCCACAGUAGCCCUGGAUCCCCUGGGAGAGGUGGCUGCUCAGCUCCAGGGCCAGGUUAACUGAAGUGAUAGGGAGUGCAGAGAGGGAGGGGGCAGGGCUGGGAUUGCGUGGCCUCUCCUUCCCUCUCCUGCUCCCUCCCUCAGCUUGGAGGAGCCAACUUCAAAAGCCUCCGCCUGGCCUGCCCCUCUGCAGUCCUCCAGGCAGCCUGUCCAGGGAAGCGGUUGGCUGGUGUUGGACCUGGUGCGGCAGUGCACACCCUGCCCAAGGACCCCAGGAUCAUGUGCGUGGCCUGCUGGCGGGAGUGAGGGAGGGCAAGACCCUGAAAGGCCCAUGGUACCCCCUAAGCCUGCACUCUGGGCGCUCCUGCUGGCGCUGCUGGGGACCGCGCCAAGCCGCGCCUAUUCCCCGGCCUGCAGCGUCCCCGACGUGCUCCGCCACUAUCGCGCCAUCAUCUUCGAGGAUCUGCAGGCUGCCGUGAAGUGGGGCGGGGCGGGGGCCGAAAAGACCAGGCCAGGCUCCAGACACUUUCAUUUCAUACAGAAAAACCUGACUAGACCCGGGAGCUCGGGACGGCGGGGACGGCCUCGGGCCUCCUGUGGAGCCCAGAAGGAGCACAGUAUCCUCCUGUCCAUCUCGUCCCUGGGUCGGACCCUGCGCGGGGCGGUGGCCGGGGGCCGCCGCGGGGCCCUGGAGAGAGCUGCUUGGACCGUGGCUGUGCGCACCGAGGCGGUGAUGCGGCGCCACUGCAGGACGCUGCGCCAGCGGAGCCGGCGGCCCAAGAUGCGCCCUGCCCGGCGUCGCGGCGGCCGAAGGCAGCUCCUGCUGCGCGCCCUGGACGCCGUCGCCACCUGCUGGGAGAAGCUCUUCGCGCUGCGCGCCCCGGCCUCCAGGGACUCCUAGCGCGGCCCGUCCUGGCCCUGCCUCCAGCGCCCUGCGCGGGGAGGAGAACCAGCGGGGCCGCGGCAGAGCCUGGAGACGCGCCUCGUUUUGUAGACUUGUUGGUGACCUCGGCCCCUCGCUCGACGCAGCCCGCGCUCCCCGGAGGGCCCAGGACUUGGAGAAGGGAGCGCGCCUGGUCGCCGCUGGGUCACGGAGGAGGCCCGCCCUCCACACGCCGAAGGCCUCAAUAAACGGAGCUGGCGCUGCGGGUCCGGCA